AUGUCGAGGCCGCCAAAGCGCCAAUGUGUUUUAAAUCGAGAAAGUACAAAGCCCCAGUCGGAGAAUAACCCAUCUUAUGCGAAGAACUAUUCGCGGGUUAGCAAGGAAUGUAUUUCCAUGCUUAUAGCAUUAUGGAUGCAAGACUUUGUCGACGAUGAUGAUGAAGGUACGGCAAAUCAAGUUCAUCAACACAAAAAAGUCGGUGCAGUGCUUGUGCAACCAGAUGGCGAUGUGAUUUUAGGAGCAGAUUGUUCUCGAGGCGAUGUACACGCUGUAGUCAGACUGUUGACGACCCACCACGACAAAGCCAAGGGCUGUAAAAUGUUCAUCACUCGAAAGCCAUGCUCGUGGUGUACGAAGCUUUUGGUUCAAUCCGGAGUUCAGUGCGUUUUGUAUCUUCCCUACGAGCCAGAAUAUUACGAAUCGCCAAACAAGAAGACUCGCAAAGAAAACAAAAAGAUAGACGCAGCCAAUAGUAUAUAUACGAAGGAAGUGGACAAGCUUUUCAGUGCCAGCCCCAUUGGCCACACACCCUUUGUUUUUGAAGUGGAUAAAUCUAUUCUGCAACACGCCGCACAGAAAAAGCCUUUAAAAACUAAAAGCAAGAAACUUAUCAGAAAAGAAAAAGAAAGAUUAAGGGACAGGUUCAGCUUAGACGAAAAUUGGAUGAAAUAUUGAGAAGGAGUAAAGGAACAAAUUCAAGUCUGGUUCGACAACGCUAUGCACUGGGUCGCACGAGCUAAUGUCAUAUCAUGCCCAUGGUUGAAUUACGAGUUUAAACUCAGUAAAGAUUCAGAGAAACGCGAUAAAUUUGAUCCAGUCGGUAAUGGCAUCCAUAAAAAGCAAGCACGCCUUUUGAUGACCAUCGCAAGAAUUUUAGCACAGCGCACAGACGACCCGAAAACUGGUGUUGGCGCGGUGAUUUUGAGUCGAAGUUCCGAUCGCAAGAUUCUCUCGUUUGGCUGGAACGGGUUCCCUGCCAAAGCACGUUAUGGCGAAUUUCCAAGAGCGUCGAAGCACGACGAAUCUGACUUGAAGAAGUAUCCGUAUGUAAUUCAUGCAGAACAAAAUGCUAUUUUGAAACGAAAUGAGGAGAAAAUCGAAGGUGCUAUUUUGUUUGUCACCAAAACGCCUUGUGAUGAGUGUUCGCCUAUCUUAGCCAUGCACGGUAUUGGAACAGUUGUUGUCGACGAGGAUGUCAUGUCUUGCAAGGAAAAAGAUGGUUAUAAAAAGUUUCCCGACUUGGUUGAAAAGGGCAAGUUCACUUGUUACGAAACAACAGAAACAGCAGAAAGAGAAAAAUGAAGCUUUGAAGCGGUUAAAGCCUUUUAAAUGUAAACACUGUCUGUGUGGCAAGAUUAGAUUUAGUUUCCAACAAUGUAAUGACAAAAAGUAGGACUGCAACACUACAACCUACUAUAGAAUACGUUUGUGUUUGACUUUAAUUAAAAUUUCACGACUGCAAACUUGUGCAUAAGUAAUAAUAGCAUGCAUCAGUUAAUUAAUGGUAAAAUCAUAUAGAAACAAUUUUAUGUACAGACUAUAUCGUGAGUAUAGACUGUAAUGGGUGGAACGUUUUAGAUCAAGACAUUUAGUUGCACGAAUUUUAAUGUUUUUAAGAAAACUAC
Messenger RNA from Dendronephthya gigantea, 1628 nucleotides. Its product is annotated as cytidine and dCMP deaminase domain-containing protein 1-like. NCBI's taxonomy places the organism in Eukaryota, Metazoa, Cnidaria, Anthozoa, Malacalcyonacea, Nephtheidae. The record is from RefSeq and is a predicted model, not a curated record. Gene Ontology annotation, molecular function: zinc ion binding; hydrolase activity.